AUGGCACGUGUAAAGGGUUACAGCAAUGAGCCUCUCAACUUCAAGGAGCUCGCCGCCCAGCUAGUCCAUUCAACAGCCACGCAGCGCAAAGAAGCUCUUGACAGUUUGUUGGAGUUUUUCAAGACGGCAGAGAAAGGGGGGCCUCAGAGUCAGAAAGUUAGUCCCUUUGAUGACAAGUCGUACCACUCCAUCUACGAAGCCCUCUUCCGAUGCACAGUCUUGGAAAAGGCAAGCUACUUCACUUCCAAGAAAUCAGCCAGAGCCAGUGCUACUGCCAAUGCCAGACUCGAAAAGUGCGCCGAGGUCCUCAAGCUGGCUGUCCGCCAUGGAGCUUCACGGAUCAAGCGCAAAACAGCCAGAGCCAUCAUCGACCACAUCACACAGGUGCUCCAGGGACCCGAUGAUACCUACAUCACACCUCUGCUCAAAGAUUAUGCCAAGGCUUUGUGCACAUUCCUCCAGAACUCAGCCAAUGUCGAAAAUCUCUCCGCCUUUUCAGGUGAGAGCUGGGAUACUUGUGUCGACUUUUGUGUCGAAGCUCUCUCUCGCUAUCUCGAGGUAGGUGGAAAUGAUAGCGGCUCCCGCACCUCCCCGGCGCCAACUCUGAGAGCAUCAUCCGUCGGGCUUUCAUCCCAGGGCGGAAACCAGAUUGGUAGUCAGGUCGCUCUAGACUUUUUGUCAUGCUUGAAUUAUCUGGUGGCUGCACCAAAUGCACCGGUACUACGACGGGCAGGGGAAAUAUCCCGAAUCAUUCUUCAGAUUCUGCAACUUCGCCAGAUGAAAAUAGGGGAGCUGCACAAAGUGGCCUUUUCUGCCCUCAACAGAAUCUUUACUCGCACCCAGACCGACGACAUUGCUCUUUCAAAGAGGCUUGUCAUGACUCUGACCCCUUUGCUCUCUCAUUGGUGGCAGCCGCGAGCCUUAUCCCGGGACGCAAUGCUGAAUAGUAUUCGCGAUGAGAUGCUCAAGACCAUCUAUGCUUCUCAUCUUUAUCUGGAGAGCAUACUUCGGGAGUCGACAGACCAGUCUUUUCUUCAAGAUGUGGAAGAACUUAUGGAUGCUCUUUGGUCGGACUACUCGAGGAGAGAAGAACGCGCAAGGCUCCAGCUUGAUGAUAUCACUUUUACUGGAAUGCUCCUCCCAUCCGAUCAUCCAACCACUGGCGUCUUCAGCCUUCGUCCGUACAAUACAGGAGGCGAGCAAAAUUGGGCGCUUUUGGAGAAUCUCGCCACCCUAGAGGCCAUCUACGCCCGCAGCUCAAACAAGCCAUUUUCGCAGCAAGAGCCCGAGAAUGACCAGCCUCGCAAGAGGCGUCGAAUGGUUAACACGCCAAACAGGCUCCAUCAGAAACUCAAUUCUCAGGAUCCUGCAGUGCAGCUGACAGCAUUACAACUCGUGCCUUUUCUGAGCCGCCAGAAGCUGCUUACUAUCGAAGAAGCCACAGAGGCCAUCACAGACUUGUCGAAAUAUGUCACGGCGAAGCAAGGUGUCGUGGCAUCGUGGGCGAUGAUCGCAUGCUCCAGCCUCACCUCCCAUGAAGUUUGUCGAGAUGCCUCCCUGUCUCACACCUGGAAGCAGUUGUGGCAGCUUGGUGUGCGGUCUGUCAGCCUGGCACCAACCACACGUGCUGCCUCGAUCUUCUUGGACUCCGUGAUCAAAGCGUCCCUGAUCCCAAGACAUGAGUGGGCCGGUGAUGUGAACCACAUGAUCAUAACCGCCGAUAUCAGCGGCCCUGCGAUCCUGGUUGACUCUUCUCUCAAGUUGAUGCUGAGCCUCCUGCGUCUACGCAAUACCAUGUCACCCAAUGCCAGCCAAGCUACGACCAGCCAUGUCAUCCGAUGGGUUUUUGUCAAGUGGAAUCCAGCUGAACUGACCUAUGCCUCACUUCAUUCGGUACACACGGCUCCAUUUGAUCUGGCCAACCUCCUGAGAGGCUGCUUCGGGAUGCCGGCUUUGAAGAUGGGGGCUCCUCUCCGGCUCUUUGGGGGAGCGAUUGUACAGUUCUGGAAGAAGCAAAGUCAAGCCUAUCCGCUGAUGCGGUAUCUGCUGCUUCUUGAGGACGAAACAACAUCAGCAACGACACUCAUGGCUGAACCCGAGGAUGUUAUCCUGCCAGAGGAACAGCAAGAACAGACGGUCGACCCAACUGGGUCGCACACCGCGAAGCGCCUUACCCUCGAGCUACUGUAUCCUAAACUGGAAGAACUUCACCAGAUCACCGAGUCGUGGCAGAAGCGCGGGUCGGAUGGUGUUGCGCCAGUUGCGAUAUCUGCGGAUCGGUUGCAGAGCAUGAUGCUUGCUUGUCUUGUUGGCGCCACCCUCCUUCCAGAACUAGUCAAUCUCAACUCUUCCAUGUCCAAAGAUUUGGAGUCGACACUUUUUGAGGUCAUUGACGGCGCCUUCCGAGUCAUUCUCGCGGCUCCUCAAAUCGAUGAGUUCUUUGAGUUGGUGUUGACGACGGUGGUCCCGUUUAUCCCGCCCUUUGUGGAAAGCCAGGUGGCAGCGCUCAGGAAGGAACAGUCUCACUUGUUGAAGCUGUACUCGAAGCUGUCGAUUGCUCUUCAGGAAAAGGCUCAAAAGGAGGCUUUUGGACGGAGCAUGGAUGCUAUGGACAUUGACGACGAGUUUGAGUCCCAGACGAGCCAGAGUUCGGCUGUGUCAAAGGGGAAAACGUUGGCGAGGAGGGAUAGUCUUUUGUGUUGGACCCCUGAGGCGUUUUAUCUCGAGACGACGCUGAGGGUGCAUUACCUGGAGAUUAUCAGGCAGGAUGAGGGGGAACUGGGGCAUGUACCAGAAGCGAUGAUGGAGCAACUGCUGAGUUUGGAAAAGGAGCAGCUGUUGACUUGUCGGGUGUUUAUGAAGGAGUUGUUUUCUUGUGGGUGGAUGGCGAGGUUGAAGACUGUGGUGAGGGUGUUUGAGACGGUUGGGGGAAUUAUUUCGGAGGAUGAGUUUUCGUGCUGUGAGGUGGCGCUUUGCACGUGCAUUGAUGUGAUGGAUGGGUUUAUUUACUUUUGGACGGAUCAGAAGUUGGAGGAGGCGAUUGGGCGGAUGGUGGGGGAUCUUUAUCAUUACCUUGUCAAGAGCUCGCUGCCGAACAACUCGAUGAGUCCGGUUGUGCAGGGGGUGUUUAGUGGGCUGCUUUUUCAUAUACUGGAGGUGAGGUCGGGGUAUGCGGGGGAUCUGGGGUUGCCGAGCGCGAGGAGCACGUUGUUGGGGGUGUGUCAGGAGGGGGGGAUGGAGGUAAAGUAUGAGAUUGGGAAGGGGUUGCCGGGGGUGUUUGGGUUGUAUGUGCUUAAGACGCACGAUGACAUUUUCCUGGAUGUGCUGGACAGCUUGCCUACCGAUCCGUCGAUGGAAGAGGGGAUCGCGUAUAGGUUGUUUGUGUUGGCGGAAUUGGCGUGUAGGUGGCCGACGCUGUUGAGGAGGUGUAUUUAUCACAUCUUUGAGACGCCGGGGAAGAUUGUGAGGAGUGUGAGGUAUGCGGGGUGGUGUUUGAGGAGGAUAUCGAAGGAGUUGAAGUUGAGCGGGCCGGAGGAGCUGUUUCGGCUGUUUGCGCCGCAGCUGCUUUAUACGUGGUUGGAUGAGAACUCGCUUGAGGAUAUCCCGUUUGAGAUCUUUGGGUUCAAGAGCCUGCAGGAUUUGCUGGCGGAGGGGCAGACGGAGGCGACGGCGAUUAUGAUUAUGAGGGGGCAGGAGACUGAGGCGUUGGAGUUGGCCAAGAUGCUGGGGUUGACGCUGCAGGAGCUGGUCAAAAGGAACUUUACAAAGAUCAUUGCGUAUUGCAUCGCGCACGAUGUCAGUGUGCAGAGGGGGGAAGGGCAGAUCACGGGGGAGAAGAGGCUGAUCAAGAUUCUUAUUAAGGAAGGGUUUCUGGAGCAGAUUCACCUCAAUUUUGCCGACAUUAUUGCAACGUGUUUUGAGACCUUCGACCAGGAGGAUCCGAUCGAGAAGGCGUUUAGACGGAAUGAAGGGCUUGGGUAUGCGGCGGAUAUUAUUGAGAUGAUCAAGGAGUAUGGCCAUUUGCCUACGAAGCUUCCGCCGAAUCAGCAACCGUGCUUUAGGGCGAAGUAUCUCCCCAUUGAGAUGCUUCACCUUUUGAGCAGAACGCCGUAUGAGUUGGAUCAGAUUUGGACGCCAGCGUUGGUGGUGUUUAUUGCUCGGAAGCUCCUCAACACCAUUCACCCGGCCCUUGGUCCUCUUCACGCCUGCUCGGUUCUGCGCAAGAUCAGAGUGUUGAUCUGCCUUGCUGGUCCUACAGCACUUACCGCCUACCCGUUGGAGAUGCUCCUGCACUCCAUCCGGGCCUUCGUCGUCGACCCCGAGUGCGCAGACGAUGCGCUGGGCAUCACGCAGUACCUCAUCAUCAAAGGCUCUGACCACCUCAGCAAAACCCCAUCCUUCUUCGCGGGCUAUGCGCUCUCGUCCCUGGCCGACCUGAGGGUAUUUUUGGAAUCCUCCCAGUCGAGCACAACUCAGGAGUCCCAGUUCCGAGCCACAAAGUCGAAAGCCCAGGUGUUUCAUGAUUGGUUUGGGAAGUAUCUCAAGGGGUAUGAGAGCAAGAUUCUAAAGGAGAACCCCGAGCAUCUCAAAGCUUUCAGGGCGAUCACUCAGUCGGCGGCGGAGAUCAGAGUCAUGGGCAACGCAGAGAGGGGAACGAAUGAGAGUAACUUGCUCAUGGAGAUCCUGAAAGAUUGGGACAGGGCUGAGAGCGAGGGUGAUGAGUUGCUAAAUGAACCUGCUCGUGGUGUUGCCUUGAGGAUGCUGUGUGGGCAGUUUGGGCCUGCGCCGAAGGAGAGGGGGUUGGAUGUUAUUGGGGAGGAUGAGGAGGCUGUCAAGUAUAAGGGGGUGGUUUGGAAGAGUUGUAUGGAGGAGGGAGGGAUGGGGUUGAGUGGCGAGUACUUGGCCUGGGCGGGGAGGGUGAUUGGGCGUGGGUUUGCCGCUAGUGGGGAAGUUCCUGGGGGGCUGUUGAAGGAGAGCAGACUGGAGGAGUACAAGACGUUGAGUUGUAAAGCGGGUGGGAAAGAACUAGGGAGUUCAGAGGAGGGGUUGCUGAAUCUGAUGGAGCAGUUGACUGUCAGCGGGGAUUGUUUGACUGCUGGGCUGGCGGAGGCAGCGCUGAGGACUGUGUUCAGUGACGCGGCUGCUGAUAACUUCCAGGAGCUUGUGGCAGCUUGCCAGCGGAGUUUGAGUGAAGCUCUGGCGGAUAGUUUGGAUUGGGAGCCGUUCCGGACGCCGCAGUCGGAUCUGGUCAAGGUGGAGAAGGUAAGGGAGCAAGAGGUGUUUAGUGGGGCGAAGUUGGGAGAGGCGGACUGGGCGAGAAAGUUGACGACGUUGUUGGCGCAGGCGGUGCCGGAUGAUGUUACGCUGAGAGUGCUGCCCCCGAUAUUGACCAAAGUCAAGGGGUUUGCGGAGCAGGCUUUUCCGUUUGUGGUGCACUUGGUGCUGAGCUAUCAGCUGGAUAAACAGCAGGGUGUGAAGAGGCAGCUUUCGGAGGUGAUGAAGGAAUGGUUGAAGAACGAGGAGGGGGGGGCGAGGGAGAAUGUGAAGUUGUUGCUCAACACGAUUCUGUACUUGAGGACGCAGCCACUUGCCGGGGAGGCUUCCAUUGCAGAUCGGGGGCAUUGGUUGGAGGUUAAUCUGACGAGUGCGGCUGCUGCUGCGACGAGGUGUGGAAUGUUCAAGGUUGCGUUGCUGUUUGCGGAACUGGCUUCGAGCGAGGAGUCGAGGGCGUCGAGGAGGUCAUCGGCGAUUAGGGAGGUGGAGGAUUCGAGCGAAAUUUUGUUGGAUAUCUUUGAGAAUAUUGAUGAUCCGGAUGCGUACUACGGGCUGGCACAGGAUGCUUCGCUGAGUACGGUGUUGGCCAGGUUGGAGUAUGAGAAUGACGGUGGGAAGAGUCUUGCUUUCAGGGGGGCGCAGUAUGACAGUCAUUUGAGGAGUCGAGAUGCUGCCUCGAAACAGGAUGGGCAGGCGCUUAUCAAGGCGUUGAGUAGUUUGGGUCUGGCCGGGUUGUCGAACUCGUUGUUGCAGACGCAGCAGAGUCUGGAUGAGUCUUCUAACUCGCUGGAUAGCACUUUUACGACGGCGAGGAGGCUGGAAAUCUGGAAUUUGCCGGCACCGGCGACAAAUGAUAAUUGGGCGGUGACGGUGUAUAGAGCGUAUCAGAGUAUGCACCAGGCUUCGGAUAUUGAGGCUGUCAGGGGUGUUGUUCAUGAUGGGCUUCGGGGGACCAUCAAGCACUUGACCAGCAAGAGUCUCAAUACGACGAGCAUGAGGCACCAGCUGGGUGUGCUGGCUGCUUUGGCGGAACUAGAUGAUGUUCUCAGUAUCACUGACCCGGCUGAGAUGAAGAGGGGACUUCAGAUGUUUGAGACGAGGUCGAAGUGGAUGAUGAGCGGACGGUAUGAGGACGUCAGUCAGAUCCUGUCUUGUCGGGAGACGACAUUGAGUAUGUGGAGCCAGCAUCACAAACUGAGAGCGGCAACUAUCCCACCAGCAGAUGCCCGGUUUGCUCAGAUUAAAGGACUGCUGCUGUCAUCUGAUAUCUUCCGUUUCCACCGACAGCACCAAGAGACGUUGAAUUUGUCAACCACACUCACCGAUCUGAUCCAGCCAAGCGAGGCUAUGGGGCUCAAUGUGGAUGCAGCUAUUCGGAUGGAGGCGGCGAAUUCACUGUGGGAUCAGGGGGAGAUGAUUUCUUCCAUUAGGAUGCUGCAAGCUAUUGACAAGGACUCGUCGUUGAAGAAGCAGACGAUUCCUGUCAGUCGAUCGGAUUUGUUGGCCAAGAUUGGGUUCCAGGUCUCGGUUGCUAGACUGGAGAGCCCGGAUAGCACACAGAAGAAGUAUCUUGAGCCGGCGCUGAAGGAGCUCAGGGGCAAGAAUGAAGGCAAGGAGGCUGGACAGGUGUUUCACCAGUUUGCCAUGUUUUGUGAUGAGCAGCUCCAGAACCCGGAUAGUUUGGAGGAUUUGGCACGGCUGCAGAACCUCAAAAAGGGCAAGAGUGAUGAGGUUGAGCAGCUGAAGCAGUUGAUUUCAAGCUCGAGGGACUCGCAGACGAAGAGCAGGUACUCGAGUCACUUGGCGAAGGCUCGGCAGUGGCUCGAUUUGGAUCAGCAGGAGUUGAGAAGGGUUGAGCAGUCGAGGACUGAGUUUGUGAAGCUCAGUUUGGAGAACUAUCUGCUAUCUUUGGCCGCUUCGGAUGAGCAUAACAACGAUGCGCUGCGGUUUACGGCUCUUUGGCUGGAGAGGUCGGAGGAGGAUGCUACCAAUGAGGCGGUCAAGAGGUACAUUGGCAAGGUCCCGACUCGAAAGUUUGCGCCGUUGAUGAACCAGCUUUCGUCUCGGGUACAGGAUCAGAAGACUCUCUUCCAGAAUGUGCUUAUUGAUCUCAUUUAUCGGAUCUGUGUUGAUCAUCCCUAUCACGGGAUGUAUCAGAUCUGGUCUGGGGCGAGGACAAAGGUCAAUAAGGACGACGAUGUUGCGGUUUCCCGGCAAAAGGCGACGGAUAGAGUUGCUAAGGCACUUACCAGGGCCGAGGCGGUGUCUGCCAUCUGGCCGGCGAUUGACCAGACAAGCAGGGUGUACCAUAUGCUCGCCAUGGAUCGGGACACGAACAGGUUCAAGCAAGGUUCCAAAAUUGCCAUCAAGGACUCUCAGCAUGGGCCCAGCUUCCUCACGACGUUGUCAAAGUAUAAGAUUCCGCCGCCGACCAUGCAGAUGGAGCUGUCGCCUACGUGUGAUUACAGCCAUAUCCCGAUGAUUGUCAAGUUUGAUCCUUAUAUGGCUAUUGCUUCUGGUGUGAGCGCGCCAAAGAUUCUGACGGCGAUUGGGUCGGAUGGGAGACGGUACAAACAAUUGGUCAAGGGGGGUAAUGAUGACUUGCGUCAGGAUGCUAUCAUGGAGCAGGUUUUUGCUGCCGUGUCGGAGUUACUUAAACUUCAUCGUACCACCCGCCAACGAAACCUGGGCAUCAGGACGUACAAGGUUUUGCCGCUGACGUCCAGUUCGGGGUUGAUUGAGUUUGUCUCGAAUACUAUACCUCUGCAUGAGUAUCUCAUGCCCGCUCACGAGAAGUACCACCCCAAGGACCUCAAGGGGUCGCAAUGCAGGAAGGAGAUCUCGACGGCGCAGACAAAAACUACUGAGCACAGGAUUGCGGUUUACCGCAGGGUCACGGAGAAGUUCCACCCGGUGAUGAGGUACUUUUUUAUCGAGUAUUUCCCCGACCCUGACGAGUGGUUCCACAAGCGCACCGCCUAUACGAGAACCACGGCGGCGAUUUCCAUGCUGGGCCAUGUGCUGGGGUUGGGUGACAGACAUGGGCACAACAUCCUCCUCGACACUAAGACUGGCGAGGUAGUCCACAUUGAUCUGGGCGUGGCGUUUGAAAUGGGAAGAGUCCUGCCAGUCCCGGAACUGGUGCCGUUUAGGUUGACGAGGGACAUUGUCGACGGGAUGGGAAUUACCAAGACCGAGGGUGUGUUUAGGAGGUGCUGCGAGUUUACGCUUGAUGCGCUGAGGGAGGAGGCGGGGAGUAUACAGACUGUUUUGGACUCGCUGAGGUUCGACACGUUGUAUCAGUGGAGCAUUAGCCCGGUGAGGAUGGCCAAGCUGCAGCAGAAUGCGAGGGAGGAGGAGGAUGGGGAGAAUGAGGAGAACGAGGAGGCGGGGGGGGAGAAGAAGGGGGUCAAGGGGAACGUGAACGAGCCCAGCGAGGCGGAUAGGGCGAUUGAGGUUGUCAAGAAGAAGCUGAGCAAGACGUUGAGCGUGAUGGCGACGGUGAAUGAUUUGAUUGAGAAGGCGGGGAGUGUGGGGAAUUUGGCGGUUUUGUAUUCGGGGUGGGCUGCUUAUGCUUGA
Molecule: messenger RNA, 8853 nt
Organism: Podospora pseudocomata
Lineage: Eukaryota; Fungi; Ascomycota; Sordariomycetes; Sordariales; Podosporaceae
Gene: TEL1
Product: Serine/threonine-protein kinase tel1
Exons: 4
Coding region: 1-8853 (2950 amino acids)
Biological process (GO): DNA repair
Molecular function (GO): protein binding; protein serine/threonine kinase activity
Source: RefSeq, a predicted model, not a curated record